CCAACAUGAAAUGAGUCGGUCUAACGAGAACAAUGCUGAAUUUGAUCAUGUAGAGAAUGACACCGAUGAGCAGGACAACGAUGCAAGUUGCCAAGAUCAAGUAAGCCAAACUGACCCGAUUGAGAACGGAAUUGUGAUAGAAGAAAUAAAAGACCACGAAGAAAAUAAAAGUCCGAUAAGUCUUAUCGUCAGUCCCGAUGGAUCUGAAAAUUCGACUGAAGAAUUCAAUUCUUUAAAUGUUUCUUUAUUACCGCCGUCUGAACGAAAACCGUCACGGAAUUUAGAAGAUAUCGAUAGAACUCUUGAUGAACUGCAGGACCUUGCUGAAGAUGCAUUUCUCACCGCACAGAUGGCUCAGGGAAACCAAGCUAAAUUGUUUGAUAAACUAUUCGAGUCUAGCACAGUUUACCUGAAAAAGUGUGAAACUGUACCGGAAGACCUUACCAAACAACAAUUUUCGGACGAGGACGGAAUUUUAGAAGAAAUUGAGGAGGCCGUAAGAGACGCAGAGGAGAAGCAGUACGAGCCAAACCAUGUGAGCGUUGUACUGGAUACAGAGUGCAGUUCUGAUGAUGAAGUCGCUAGCGAUCGGUACCCAGGUGUAGGAAACAUUGAUCAGUUGAGACAUGAUGACAAUUCACUUCGGAAUGUCGGAGGGCAUCGAGUGCGACAACGUGUUGCGAGUAAUGCUACAUUGAACGAUCGUCGCUCAAUAAUUUCUGGGCACGAAAGGGCGAGAAGCAACGAUUCCAGGGCUACCAGUCUAUUCUCAUCGUCGAUAGCCUCGUUCCGUCGUCCAAUUUCUCAUUUUUCGAUUGACAACUCAUGUUUCGACAUUAAUGAUCCACCGACACAACGUUCGCUUAUGUGUACACCGGUUGAAAAAAUGUUCGUCAAGAAUUCAAGAUCUGCUCCCGAGAUGCGGGUUCAUGAAACCAAAAUCCAACCAUUUCUACCUUCGCCAUCACCAUCGAAUGAUGCGACAACAACAACUAGUGAUCCCAGCGUCUCAUCAGAAAUUUCCAUGGAGCAACCCAUCCAGCCUAUUGUUAGUAACUUGAAGCUUCGUUUGAGUGAAGGUUUAUCCGAAACUGUAUCACCAGCAGCAUCGCCGAUAGUAAAAACUAAGAGCCGGAAAGAGAAGAAAACAAAUCAGCAAAUGUUGAAAGGGUCUGCUAGUUCCCCCAAUAUGAAUUCUCAAAAUUUGAUAAUCAACCGGAAAACCACCGAGGCUGACGUUGAAAACGACAAACCAAAACCGAAUACAAACAGGACGUUCGAAGUGGUUACAGUUAGUGUUGUCAAUGUGGAUUUUGCUAGAAAACCCAAAAAAUCGGUGUAUAUCAUGGCGAAAUUCGAUGGUAAAGAUGUCCACCGUUCUUCGAAGUUACGAAGUGACAAUCUCGUCCACGACUUCUCCGUUGAGACAACAAAUUCUUUUUCCAACUUGCACCUCGUUUUUCUAGAAGGGUCGAAGGCAAAAGUGGCUCGUCCUGUGGGAAAGGUGUCAAUUGCAAAAAAGGAUCUUGAGGUUGGAACUCCGUUUGAGCAAACGUUGAAACUGUGUGCCGUGUCUAAGUAUCUCGACUUCUGCGGCCAAAUUUGUGUUGAUAUCCGACGCCGAGCCGGCUCGUUCUCUUUGAGAGUCGUCGACUGUGGUGGAUUGAAGCUCAAAGAAAAUCAAACCCUUCUUCUUCUUGUCUCUACUAUUCACAAUUCCAGCGAAGUGGGCAAAUUGUCCAUUGACGCAGAGGAGAAGCGCAGCAAGGAAUGGUUAGAAAUGCCAUGUGCUGAAGGAAUGCUUUCUCUAAAGUUAACCCUCUGGCAAGAUCUCCUCAAGGGUAUCAAUUCGGUCUUUCACGGUCAAGUCAGAGUUGACGUUGACGAGAACUGGAAGUCCGGUCCGGCAAAGUGGUUCUACCUGCGCUCCAAAGCUAAUGAAGACGGAGAAGGUGGCGAAGACGGAGGUGAUAUCGGAGACGCCACUGUGAAAGUGACCUAUCAAAUUGAUCAUAUACUACGUAUGCAAGUAUACAAGCCACUUCUCGAUCUUCUCUUUCUCGCUGGGGACGUUCAACCAUUGACAGCAUCACUUGUGGCUGUUAUUGAAGCACUUCCAAAAGUCGAGCUGGGACCAGUUUCUCGAUCUUUGGUUGAACUUAUGGCUCAGUCGGAUCGUAUUCGACCGGUGCUCAGUUCGCUUUACGUCAAUAGCAUCCUGAAGUGCCAAGAUGAAAAUACAUUAUUCCGAGGGCAAUCGCUUUCUGGCAAAAUGCUUUUCGAAAUAUUGACGACUUAUGGUAAAAUGUAUCUGAUCACAACAUUAAAACCUGUAGUGGAUAAGAUCUACAAAGAACGAAAAAACUGUGAAGUGGAUCCAGCAAGAGUAGCUGUUGGGGCUUCUCUUGAAAAAAACAGAAACAACUUACUGGUGUAUUUUCAAAUGCUCUUUGAACGUGUGACAACAAGUUCAACAAACUGCCCUCAUUUAAUCAAACAACUGCUUUACGAUUUAAGGAAUGUGGUUGGAACUCAUAGUUCUCGUUCUGGUGUUCAGCGUCUUGCAGUUUCAUCAUUUGUGAUAAUGAGGUUCUUCGCCGCUGCUAUCCUUAAUCCAAAGGCGUUUGAAAUUCGGAAAGAUCAACCUGACCUACGAGUUUCUCGCACAUUACUUCUCCUGUCAAAAUUGCUUCAAAGGCUGUCUAACUGUAGUGUCAGUGAAGGACCAUUAUCAUCGAAGGAAAUUUGGCUGAAUGGAGUUUUUGAAACAGUUACUAGCGAGCAGCACAAAAGUGUUAUGGCCUCAUUUUUAGACAAUAUUUCUCUGGUUGGAGAUAGAUCGGAGCCACAAAAAUGCACAGUUUUUAAGUUUGGAAACCUUCAACAAGUUGACCGAAGCCGCCUGGCUUGGAAGAAAGUUCUACACUACAAAAAACGAUAUGUGCAAUUAACAAACACACAUUUGAUCUGGCAAAAGGAUGUGCAGUGUGCUCCUAAAGGAACAGUUCCUUUAUCAGAUAUCAAGUUUGUGAAUGUUGACAACAAAAACAUCAUAACGAUUGUCUGUGAGACUAUGCAGCUGCAAUUUGAAGCUCCCGGAGGUGUAGAAGCAACUGACUGGCUGAAUGCAAUCGAGAGGCAGCGAAAUCGUGCUGCACACGAAAUUGCAGAAACGCCUGGAGAGCACUUCUUCGUUGACGCUGAAAGACACGUGGAUAAAAUUCAUACUCUGCUAUACAAAUACCGCGAGACAAUGAUUGAAUGGAGGGACCAACUGCAAUCAAACGUCGAGUUGGACGAGAAAACGGCGCCGGAACUGCUAAAAGCCAGCUAUGUCGUUGAAGAAGAGCGACAAUCGCAUAAAGACUCACUUAUUGCGACCCUCUGUUCCACGAUCGACGUCACGGAUGCCAUUCAGUUAGCACAUACGGAGUACGAGAAGGAGAACAAAUGUCAAGUGAAAAUUGAAGAAGCUCCGGCGGAAUGCAGUUAUAAGUGACUGUAUCAUAUAUUGAUGAUAUCAACAAUAAUAAGGCAUAAUUCCAAAAUUCACAACUCAUAAUGUUACCUACAGUGCCGGUCAAUAUUAUCUUUGAAUUUGGUUUUUUGGUGAUUUACCCAAGUUGAAAAAACACGUAUUACUCCAAUACUAUAAUAGCUAGGAAAAUAUUUUUAACUGAAAAAAUAUUUCGAAUUGCUUUUUCUACAUCAUUAAUUUUGUAAAAAUGAUAUAAUUCUAUUCCGAAAAAGUUCAAGCAGGUGACAUCCGACGGGUCGGUUAUUUUUGUCUAGAGUAGCUAAUUGACAGACACUUGGCAAUUUCAUAAAACAAAGUUUAAUAGGAAAAUAACCUCCUUUAAAUUUUCUACAUUUUGCAAAAUGCCGUUUUGUCACAGUGUGAAGAAAACUGAUUUCUGAAUAGGUUAAUUAGAAAUACAAAAUUUGAACUUCCUGUUUAUUUUUUUUUAUAAUUUUUCUUGGUCAUUUUGUGAGAAAAUAGAAAUUUGCAAGAAGUAGAUAAUUUUAUGAAGAUAAUUUUCGUAUUUUACUUUGUUUUGUAAAAACAUGCCUCCAGGAUGCCAGCUCUGUUUCUUUUUUCCGGAACAUAGUUAUAUGUAUGAUUUUGACAAAUUCAGAAAUGUAGUAAAACUGACAAAAGUUUGUUUAAAAAAAAACGAUAUUUUGUUAAAUCUUCUAUCAUUUGAGAUACACAUGUUUGAACAAUUCAAAAAAACCACCGCAAAACCAAAAGCAAAUAGAAUAUCGACUGGCACUAUACAAUGCAUACCUAGAAAGGCUACAAAUGUUUUGUGUAUGACAUAAUAAUGCCCUUACCAUCCCCGUAGUAGCCGGUGCGCAUAUCAAAUCGAUCUUAAAGCUCUUGUGAUUCAAACCGUUUUUCCCUAUUCUGACCAAAGUGUUAUAAUACAAGCCAAAAAUUCCCUUUAACAAAACCCCACCUAAUGGUAACUGUCAUACUUCACUUAUCAUAGUAUUUUGUCCAGGCCAGACUUAUGCCAUACCCCCUCAAACCUGUUAUAUUUUGUUUCAAUGUAC
Messenger RNA from Caenorhabditis elegans, 4557 nucleotides. RefSeq names its product GTPase Activating Protein family (gene gap-1). Lineage: Eukaryota; Metazoa; Nematoda; Chromadorea; Rhabditida; Rhabditidae. Gene Ontology annotation, cellular component: cytoplasm. The record is from RefSeq and is marked reviewed.